AUGGAAGCUGCAGAGGUGGAAAUCCCUUCGUAUUUCUUGUGCCCGAUAUCGAUACAACUGAUGAAAGACCCUGUGACGAUCUGCACUGGUGUGACAUACGACCGGCAGAGCAUUGAGAAGUGGAUGUUUACGCUGGGGAACAACACCUGCCCUCUCACAAGGCAACACGUUCACAGCACCGAUCUCACACCGAAUCACACGUUGUUGCGGCUCAUCCAACAGUGGUGCGACCUCAAUUCUUCAAAGGGCGUCGACCGGAUCUCCACGCCCCCGCCGCCACUCGACGCAGAUCAACUUCAUAAGUUGCUCCGAGACAUCGAAUCGUCCCCGGCUCCGGCAUUUCAAGCGAAGGCGUUGAAGAAACUCAGGUCUGUAGCCGGAGAGAGCGAGGGCAACAGACAGCUUAUCGCUUUGUCUGACGCACCGGCUGCCUUAGUCUUUCUGAUUGAAAACCAUAGUGCUGAAACGGACGAGGCCGGUUGCUGCUAUGAAAUUGCCGCUGCCUGCGAGGAAGCGUUGGGGAUCCUUUAUUCUCUUCCUUUGCGGGACAAGACGUUGGAUUCAAUCACCACCGCCGGUUGCCUGCCCUCUGUCGCCUACGUUCUCAAGAGAGGCACUUCAAACGCCCGGUUUCAUGCCGCCAUGCUCUUACAGUCGGUCUCAACAAAAGUUCUUGAGCGAUUUGUUAUGAACGCCAACGAGGAAAUAAUAGAAGGACUUUUGGAGAUGUUGACAGAGGAAGUGUGCCACCAGGCAACCAUGGCCGCCCUCAACGUGUUGACCGCAAUGAGCAACAGCAGCAGGCGCAGCAGAAAGAAAGCAAUCGAAGCGGGUGCCGUCUCUGCGUUGAUCGAAUUGCUUCCGGAUCAGACUGUGGAAAAAAAAAACAUCUGCGAGAGAAUGUUAUGUCUUCUCGAUGUUUUGUGUGGAUGUGCAGAAGGAAGGGCUGCCAUGGCUGACCAUGCCAUGGGUAUCGCUGCGGUCUCUAAGAAAAUAAUUAGAGUCUCCCCCUUGGCAACAGAAAAGGCUGUUCGGAUCGUGUGGUCGCUUUGUAAAUGUUCUCCGUCUAAGCAAAUAAUUAAUGAAGUGGUGCAGAUCGGUGCAGUGGCAAAGCUGUGCAUGCUAAUGCACAGCGAGUGUACGCCCAAGACAAAGAGUAAGGCGAAAGAGAUGCUCAGAGUGCACGAUAAGUUCUGGAGGAACUCCUCUUGUGUUCCCUCCAUCAUUUAUCCGAAAUCUGUGCUGUAA
Messenger RNA from Cryptomeria japonica (Japanese cedar), 1248 nucleotides. RefSeq names its product E3 ubiquitin-protein ligase PUB23. The coding region runs from base 1 to 1248 and encodes 415 amino acids. The transcript has a single exon. The record is from RefSeq and is a predicted model, not a curated record. NCBI's taxonomy places the organism in Eukaryota, Viridiplantae, Streptophyta, Pinopsida, Cupressales, Cupressaceae. Gene Ontology annotation, molecular function: ubiquitin protein ligase activity. Gene Ontology annotation, biological process: protein ubiquitination.